AUGAAGCUGACAUCUAUUGCAUGCGGGCUGGUAGCCCUGUUCGCCGGCCAUGCUUCUGCGACAGCGCUGACCUACAAGCUUGUCGCGAACGAGAAGGCCUGCUUCUACGCCCACAACCAGGACAAGGGCCAGAAGAUCGCAUUCUACUUCGCCGUCCAAUCGGGAGGUUCUUUCGAUGUCGACUUCGAGGUUACAGGACCAACGGGCAAGAUUGUAAUUGACGGGCAGAAGGAGCGCCAGGGAGACUUCGUCUUCACCGGCAACGAUAUUGGCGACUAUUCGUUCUGCUUCAACAACGAGAUGAGCACUGUCACAGACAAGUUUGUCGACUUUGAGAUUGCGGUCGAGAACGAGGCCCGGGUCAACCUCCCCUCCAAGCAGGGUAGCUCCCCAGAACAAACAACCUCCCUCGAGGAGUCGGUCUUCAAGAUCUCGGGCCAGCUCUCCACCAUCUCCCGAAACCAGAAGUACUUCCGCACGCGCGAGAACCGCAACUUCAGCACAGUCCGCAGCACAGAGAAGAGGAUCGUCAACUUCAGCUUGAUCCAGUGCGGGCUGGUCGUCUGCAUGGGCGCGCUGCAGGUCUUUGUCGUGCGCUUCUUCUUCCAGGGCGCGAGGAAGGGCUACGUGUGA
Molecule: messenger RNA, 633 nt
Organism: Diaporthe citri
Lineage: Eukaryota; Fungi; Ascomycota; Sordariomycetes; Diaporthales; Diaporthaceae
Exons: 3
Coding region: 1-633 (210 amino acids)
Biological process (GO): intracellular protein transport; endoplasmic reticulum to Golgi vesicle-mediated transport; Golgi organization
Cellular component (GO): endoplasmic reticulum-Golgi intermediate compartment; COPII-coated ER to Golgi transport vesicle; Golgi apparatus
Source: RefSeq, a predicted model, not a curated record